Molecule: messenger RNA, 3290 nt
Organism: Manis javanica (Malayan pangolin)
Lineage: Eukaryota; Metazoa; Chordata; Mammalia; Pholidota; Manidae
Gene: ARMH3
Product: armadillo like helical domain containing 3
Cellular component (GO): cytosol
Source: RefSeq, a predicted model, not a curated record
AUCAUUCCAAACUUUGCCAAUGUUUCUAGUCAAUACAUUUAUUCCUAAAGUUGAGUUGCCGAGUUCAGCGUGUUCCAUAUUAAAAAAAAGACGCUGUUGCAAUUUGCAUCCAGUAGACCCGCAAGAUAGGUUUGUUUUGCGAAUUUCUUCUUCGCGGUGCAUUUCGGGAGGUGUAGUCUUUGUGAUGCUUGCUGGGGAAUCGUGAUCUGAGCCUGCCUAAGGAAGCAGUCCGGGAGGCACCUUCCACGAGGCGGGCUUUAGGACCCUGCGGGGGCACGGCAGCCGACUGGAAGAAGGGUCGGGAGAGGUCAGGAGCGCGUCGUUGAGCCUGGAGCAGCCGCGGCAUUUGUGGUGUUGGGAGUGAGGGGGUCCAGGAGCUGCGCGGGUGGUGGAGCAGGACUCCGGGGUUUCGAUUCUUUAACCAUGGCACAGGUGGAGAAACGAGGUGGUUUGCUCCGGAAAUCUUCAGCCUCCAAGAAACCGCUGAAGGAAAAAGUGGUGCUCAUGUAUGAUGAGAUCUUCAUGACAGAGGACCCCAGUAAGUGCAGUCCUCGAUUUUGGGAGGAGCUCUUCCUCAUGAAGGUGAAUUUAGAGUACCUAGAAGGCAAGCUCGAAUCUCUUGAUGGUGAGGAGUUAAUGAAGAUCAAGGACAAUAUUAAUUGCUUAUUUCAACACUGCAUCCAGGCUCUGGGAGAGGAGCAUCCAAUUCGAGUUGUUAAUGCAUUGCAGACCUUGUGUGCACUCAUUCGAGGAGUCCAUCAAAAGAAUAAGUCUACCUCUGGGUUUGACAUUAUCAACAUGCUGAUGGGCUUUGACAAGGCAGAGCUGUGCAUGAAGAACUUGAUGGAGAGUUUGGAUUCAUUGCUUUGUGCAGAAGGUUCUGAAAGUCUGAAGAGUUUAUGUCUGAAACUUCUCCUUUGCUUAGUGACUGUGACAGAUAACAUCAGCCAGAAUACUAUCCUGGAGUAUGUAAUGAUCAACAGCAUAUUUGAAGCAAUUUUACAGAUACUCUCCCACCCCCCAAAUCGUAGGGAGCAUGGGUAUGAUGCUGUUGUCCUCUUGGCCUUGCUGGUGAACUACAGAAAAUAUGAGUCUGUGAAUCCUUAUAUUGUGAAGCUGUCUAUUGUGGAUGAUGAGGCCACACUCAAUGGAAUGGGGCUUGUGAUUGCUCAGGCUUUAUCUGAGUACAACAGGCAGUAUAAAGACAAGGAAGAAGAACACCAGAGUGGAUUUUUCUCUGCUUUAACAAAUAUGGUGGGCAGCAUGUUCAUAGCAGAUGCCCAUGAGAAAAUCUCAGUACAAACCAAUGAGGCCAUCCUUCUGGCACUUUAUGAAGCUGUUCAUUUAAAUCGCAACUUCAUCACAGUGUUAGCCCAGAGUCAUCCGGAAAUGGGCUUGGUGACAACCCCUGUUAGUCCUGCUCCAACAACCCCAGCCACACCACUUGGGACCACACCACCCUCUUCGGAUGUUAUAAGUUCUGUGGAACUCCCGCUGGAUGCAGAUGUACAGACCAGUAAUCUACUGAUAACCUUCUUAAAGUAUAGCUCGAUUGUCAUGCAGGACACCAAAGAUGAGCACCGACUUCACAGCGGCAAACUCUGUCUGAUUAUCCUUACAUGUAUUGCAGAGGAUCAGUAUGCCAAUGCAUUUUUGCAUGAUGACAACAUGAAUUUUCGAGUAAAUUUACAUAGAAUGCCUAUGAGACACAGGAAGAAGGCAGCAGACAAGAAUCUUCCCUGCCGUCCUUUAGUAUGUGCAGUACUGGACCUGAUGGUAGAGUUUAUUGUAACACACAUGAUGAAGGAGUUUCCUAUGGAUCUCUAUGUACGCUGCAUUCAGGUAGUGCAUAAACUACUUUGCUACCAGAAGAAAUGUAGAGUACGCCUGCAUUAUACCUGGCGGGAACUCUGGUCAGCCUUGAUAAAUUUGCUGAAGUUCCUUAUGUCAAAUGAGACUGUACUUUUGGCCAAACACAACAUUUUUACAUUAGCCCUUAUGAUUGUGAACCUAUUUAAUAUGUUUAUCACAUAUGGCGACACAUUCCUGCCCACCCCCAGCAGCUAUGAUGAACUUUACUAUGAGAUUAUUCGCAUGCACCAGAGCUUUGACAACCUCUAUUCCAUGGUCCUGAGACUCUCUACCAAUGCAGGCCAGUGGAAAGAAGCAGCUAGCAAGGUGACUCAUGCAUUGGUUAAUAUCAGAGCCAUCAUCAACCAUUUUAACCCCAAAAUUGAAUCUUAUGCUGCUGUGAAUCACAUAUCCCAACUGUCAGAGGAGCAGGUGCUGGAGGUAGUGCGAGCCAACUAUGACACACUCACACUGAAACUGCAGGAUGGUCUGGACCAGUAUGAGCGUUAUUCGGAGCAGCACAAGGAAGCUGCCUUCUUCAAAGAGCUGGUUCGAUCCAUUAGUACCAACGUCCGGAGGAACCUGGCCUUCCACACACUCAGCCAGGAAGUCCUGCUCAAGGAGUUCUCCACUAUCUCCUGAGGCCACGCCUAUCUGAGCCGCCACUGACUGCCCUUACCCAUGAGCCUUCUGGGCUGGAGGGGAAGUGAGGGGAGACGGAGCUGUCCCCAAGGCUGGAGGAAAAAACACGGACAUUGAGUUCUCUCAGUGAAGGCUGCACUUCAGUGGAGUUUGGACAACAGGGGCCAGGAGGGGCAAGCCAGGGAUAAUCUUAUUUGGGGAAGGAUUGGUGGGCACAGGGAGAAGCCUUCAAAAAUGUGGAUACUUCCAAGGGGCUCCCUGGACACCCUCUCACAUUUCCAAUUGAGAUUACAAGUUGAGGCUGCUGACUACUUUUCAGGAGCUGUUGGAGCAAGCCUUAGGGUAGUGCCGAUACUCUGAGGGCCAAUGACUCUCUUAAGCUUCCGAAAAGACUCUCAGAUGUAAGUGAAGCUAAUUCUGCUUCCUUUGGGCCUGGGACUGAACUGGGCUUGAAAUCUGUGUCCUUUGCCCCUGCUGACCCUCUGUCCAGUCAUUAGGACCCUUAGCUCAGGCUUAGGGUUGGGUAGGAAUGGGGUACCUUUUUUUCUAUUUUCUAAAUACAGAGCUGACUCCCCUGGGAGACUGGAGAUUAGAAUCUGCCCCGUGCUUCACUGUCCAGCCACCACUUUCUGUAUUUGAUUCCUGGCACCAGGAAUUCCUGUUAGUUUUUUCCCCCUGCCUUCCAACCUAUUGGACUUCUCAGCACUAUAGGGUCAUAACCAUAGCUUUUCAUUUUCAAUCUGGUUUAAAUUGUCUGUAGGGUAUGUGUGAAAUAAACAUUGACAGGUUUUCUGGAA